Messenger RNA from Cuscuta campestris, 1679 nucleotides. The record is from the annotation of a GenBank genome assembly. Lineage: Eukaryota; Viridiplantae; Streptophyta; Magnoliopsida; Solanales; Convolvulaceae.
UACGAGUAAUACAUACCACUACAUUAAAAAUGGCAAAUUUUUUCAUGGAUCUAAAGUCCAUACUCAUUAUAUGGACUUUAGUACAUUUAUGGUAUUAAAGAGAUUUAAUCAUUAGAAAUGGCAGGUGUGAUAGAGAAGACAUCAAUGGCUCUAGUUUUCAUUUAUAUGCUCCAAUUGUGUUACUUUUUCUUGUUUGCUGCUGCUUCGGGUGAUGCCAUAACCACUGGCAAACCCUUGAGAUAUGGAGAGGUUGUGGUUUCUAAAGGAGGAAAGUUUGCUCUUGGGUUCUUCACCCCGGGCAAAUCCAGGCUUUACUAUGUGGGAAUCUGGUUCCAUAACUUGCCAAAAACUGUUGUUUGGGUUGCUAACAGAGACAAUCCCAUGAAUGACACCUCUGGAUUUCUCUACCUCAAUGAAGCAGAUGGAAAUCUCGUCCUCCGCCAAAACUCCACCAACAUGCUCAUCUGGUCUACUGAUCUUUCUGUCACAGGUAAUUAUACAGCCAUGGCCCAACUCACGGAUAUAGGUAAUCUUGUAAUGAUUGGAAACGAGUCCCCCACAACUGUGUUGUGGCAAAGCUUUGAUCAUCCCACUGACACCUUUCUUCCAUAUUCCAAAUUGGGUUUCAAUAAAAGAACUGGUCAGAACUGGAUGCUGCAGUCGUGGAAGACAGAAGAUGAUCCUGCAACAGGAAGCAUCUCACUUAGGUUCAAUACAUCUGGAAGAACCCAGGUUUUUCUAUACAAUAAAAAUGUUCCACUGUGGCGAGUUGGAUAUUUCUUCAGUGGCGAAAAAGAUGUGGGUUCGCCAUCCAUGAGACGACAAGUAUCAUAUGCUUUCAAUCUUUCAGUCACAGAAGAUGAUAAUGAGGUCCAAACUUUGUAUCACCUGGCCGAUGCUAAUGCUAUCUUUCGAGUUGGAGUUGUUCCGGCAGGAUACAUGCAAGCAUAUAAAUGGGACUAUACUCUAAAAGAAUGGAAGAUAUAUGGGUCAUAUCCACAACUCAACUGUGAAUCCUAUGGAACUUGUGGUGCCAACAGCAAGUGUGACUCCGUCAACUAUGCCUACAACAAGUGUUUCUGCCUACCUGGCUUUGAGCCCAGAAACUCUACCCAGUGGCAAAAUAACAAUGAUGCAUCAGCAGGUUGUGCGAGGAAGAAAGGACGACCAUCCAUGUGUAGGAAUGGAGAGGGCUUCAUCAGAGUAGAAAGUGUGAAGAUUCCAGAUACUUCCACAGUGACUGUUCAAAAGGAGUUGAGCAUGGAGGAAUGCCAAAAAGUGUGCUUGAGGAACUGUUCUUGCAAUGCCUAUGCAGUGGCAGAUGUGACGAAUGGAACAAGGGAGUGCUUGACAUGGCAUGGUACUUUGAUGGACACACAGGUCUCAAAUAAAGAUGUUCAUGAUUUAUAUGUUCGUGUUGAUGCUAUUGACCUUGCAAAUUACGCUAGGAGGUCCAAAAGAGAGCUGACCAAGGCUGGAAAAGUUGGAAUUUUAACAGCUUGUGUCACUUUGAUCACUCUUAUAAUUGCCUUCUUUGUCUACUGCAAAAGAAGAAAAGGUAUGGGAAUUGUGGAGAGAAGGAAAAGCCUUGGAAACAGUGGAUUCAAGAUUGGGUGAAUCAUAUCCUGUUGACUUGGCCUUAAGGGAAUUAGGAAGGAAAAGAAAAGACAAUCAUUUUU